Molecule: messenger RNA, 450 nt
Organism: Oikopleura dioica
Lineage: Eukaryota; Metazoa; Chordata; Appendicularia; Copelata; Oikopleuridae
Source: the annotation of a GenBank genome assembly
AUGAGCGACGCUCAGCAGGCAAAUGCUCGACAAAUUGAGCGUCCUCCAAGUGAAACCGAAUUUAGUGAGAGCUCCCAAGAACUGAGAGACGUCAACAAUAAAGAAAAGCGCGAAUAUGAAGCUGAUCGAGUUAGAAUUUUUAUGUUUUGCUACAUUUGCCACAAGAGCAUGGAGAAUUUUUAUACGCUUUCUGAUGACAUGAAGAGAUGUUGCCCUCAUAUCGACUGGGAAAGUUAUGGAAUGAAAAGGACAAUUGUCGAAGAAGAAGAACCCGAAGACCCAGAAGCAAAUGACAUUUUCAUAAUCGAAACUGAAACUGAUACAGUAACUACAGUCACUCGUAAAACCUACCCCACUCCCGAGCCCAUCUUUGAUCCCCUACUCAAUCCCCCCGUCGUCGCUUCGAAUCCCUUUCUUGACAAAAUGCUAGAAGAAAUGGACGAAUAUUAA